AUUUUCGUGCGCGAUCCAGUAACAGAAGGUGCUACGUAGGACUUUGUUACUUUGUUCUGUGUGUGUCGUCGAUCUACGAGAAUCGUGUGUAUUUUUGUGCUCGUUUGAAUUUUUCGUAAAAAUGUUGCAGCAGGCAGCAAUGUCAACUUUUAGUCCUCAUUAAAAAUGUGGUUUGAAACUCAAAACUGUGCCAUGAUGGGUUUGCAGACAACGACAGGAGUAGCAGCAGGCGGUGGAGGAUCGGGAUGUAAGAGAAAAUUAGAGGCAGCAACCGCUCCGGCGGACUCGUCGACGCCUCCGGCAAAGACAGGACGUUGGGAAGCGGACGAUUGUAUAGCACGUCUCCAAGCUGUGGCGGUCCCUACAGCGGACGCUUGGAGGACACCGACGCCUUCGUUAGCCGCCUCCCUACUCACUACUUCAUCGACUGGCGUGGAAGCCGUCACUACGACGCUAGACGACGACUUUGACGACGAGGAAUUCGACGAUGAAUUAUCGGACGAUGAAAAAUGUGGAAGUAGCAAUGCCGUGCCUGAACCAGCCAGAUUUAGCCCGUACCAGUAUAGUAGGUUUCAAACCCAAACAGACUACUGGCAGUACUACCAACCUCCACAACAACAAACAAUAAGGUGCGAAGAAAACGGCAAAAGUUAUCUUGAGUUAGGUGCUUCUCCUCCGGCUAGGACGCGUUGUUGUGACGGUAGGACGAGGUGGUGUCACGUACCAUGUUAUCGACAAAGACGUUUAGCAGUUUUAAAUCUUUCAAUGUGCAAAUUAGCCAGGUAUAGACAAUGUUCGGAUCCGUCUCUGCGUAGAUCGGUACUUAUAUGUAACACCUUGAGGAGAUUGGAAAGAGAAAUGGAGUCUGAACCGCCGGAACCUAGUUAUCCAUCGUUACCAGCUCUAUCUCCUAUCAAUAUACAGGAAACAAAUUACGAACAAAGUCUUAGAGACAUGAACUGUUCGGGAAGAGCGACUCCAUUCCCAUCUAACCCGCCAGAUACAGAUUCUGGUUUAGGAGAUGACGAAACAACGAGACCGAUCAAUUGGGGAUCCGUUUUGAGUCUAACAAGUCAAACCGACUUGGAAUCGCUCAACAACAAUGAACUUUAUGCAGAACUCGGACUUACCAAUAGUGAAAAUAGUGAAUGGAAAGAAAGUGUACGGACUGAGACCGAAUGGGACGGAUUUAUGCAUGUUUUAGUUGGAAGUACGUAGCAUUAAGUAGCUACUUAGUAUUAAAGGUCAGAUGAUUUUUCCAAAAAAAAAUCCAGAAUGAUAUUUUUCAUGUACUGGCCUACCUUACUCAGGUUGUGAUUUUAAUAGUUAGAAAGCAAAUGAAGAAUGGUGCGUGUGAGAAUGUGCAGCUAAAAUGAUAUUUUACAUUGUAUAGAAAGGACGAACAAGGAGUACGGAAGCCUAUUAAACAGGAUACUUAACAAUCUUUAUUUCUUUUGGUUUAUCGGAUCUCUUUUCAACAGUAUAUUAACCAAAAGAAAAUACGAGUACCAAUAUUAGUUUAUUUUUGACCACUUUGAAUACAAUAUAAGUUUAUUUUCUCUCUUAAACUCACAAAUAUGAUAUGCUAUAAAAAUUAUUUUCUUUUGGUUGAUAUUUAUGCAAAAAAACGCUCAAUUUAUUAAACACAGCAUAGGAAAACUAUCGAAGAAUGUGUAUUGAUUAUUUCAAUUAAAUUUUGAACUAAAUUAUGAUAAUUAUUUGAACAACAAUGAAAUUAUAAUUUCAGGAUUGCAUGCGAUUUUCAUUACAAUCAUUUUCUUGCAAGUCCAAUCACCAGGUACUUUCCUUAUGGUUUUCUGUAGCUUCUUCGACUUCUUUUUUCCUAAUUUUUCAAUUGGGAUCUUUCUUGAUGUCUCGUAUUUCAUCUAAUAUAUCCUAUAAUUUUUUUUUUCAAAAAACUUAAAAACCUUUUCUUUAACUAAUAACAGUUGAUAGAGUCAAAGUUUCUGUAAUUUUGUGAAUUUGCCAAUAAAUUCCAAUAUCCAUUCACCAGGUGCUUUUCUUGUGAUUUUCUGUGGCUUCUUCAACAUCUUGUUUCUAAUUUUUUUUUGGAAACUGUCUUAACAUUUUGUAUUUCAUGUGAUAGUUAAAAUCUCUCUAAUUUUGUAGAUUUGGCAACAAUUUCCAAAGUCCAAGGACCAGGUGCUUUCCUUGUGAUUUUCUGUGGCUUCUUCGACUUCUUUUUUUAAAUUUUUUAUUGGAACUGUCUUUAACAUUUUGUAUUUUAUGUAAUAGUCCAAAUCUCUGUAAUUUUGUAGGUUUGGCAACAGUUUCCAAAGUCUAUUCACUAGGUGCUUUCCUCAUGGUUUUCUUCAGCUUCUUCGUUCUUUAUCAUGUCAUGUCAUGUAACAAAUUUCAAAAUGCAAUCAAAAAAUUAAAAUUUCUUUUUUUGGAAAAUAAAGUUACAUAAGAUAGUCCGGCCCUGAUGUUUCUCAAGUGCCAUAAUAUAAAAAUUUCAUAUAUUGAAAAUUUGUCUCAGUGUACUCAUUCUCUCCAUAAAAUUUUAUUGCCCUGGAAACAACUUCGUAUGAAAAUGUUAUCCGCGCCAGUCCGGCCCUGCUGUUCGUCAAGUAUCAAAUUUCGAACUGCUAUUAAAAAAUGAAAAUUUCUCAAUCUUAUGAAAAUAAAGUUUCAUAAGAUAGUCCGAUGUUUUUUAAGUCUAAAAAUUUCAAAUAUAGAAAAUUUGUAUCCGUGUACUAAUUCUCUCCUUAAAAUUUUAUUGCCCUAAAAACAACUUCCAUAUGAAAAAGUUAUCCGCGCAAGUCCGGCCCUGCUAUAACGUGCAUUAGAAAUUCCGAUAUGAAGUUUCUUUCUACUUUGGAAAAUAAAGGUUCACAUAUUAUCUCUCAUAUAUCUCUAUAGAAAACAGUUUUUAGUGUACUCUUUUGGGUCAUCGGUACCAAAAAAAUUUUUCAUCAGUAGAUUGUCACUUUUCUUUUGUUUACAUCUUUCUAGUGAAAAUAUUGUCCGUGUAAGUCUCUUCCUGAUUAUUGUCCAGUAACGUACACUGAAAGUUUCAAGAUGCCAUUAAAUAUUAAAAAUAUCUUUAGAAAAUAAAGUUCUUAUUAUAAUCCGGCCCUGAUGUUUAUAAAUAUGCCAUUAAAAAGGAAGAAAUGAUAUUCUUACAUGUAUACUAAUAGAAAAAUUUUUCUUAGUGUAUUCUAUUUAAAAUCCUAUCCCUUAUUCUGAGAAACAUUCUAACCAUUCCGGUCCUGUCGUUUUUGUGACAUUGUCCAGUGCACUCUUCAAGUGAAAUACUCUAGAUAUGUCGAUAUACAAUUAGAAAAUGAAGUUUCUUUUCAACUUUCUUCUUCCAAAAAUGAAGUUUCUUGUGAUAUUAUUUCUAUUGAGGUGAAAACAGGUUGAAAACGAAUGAAAUAAAUACCUUAAGGUUUUAAAAGAGUUGAAAGCUGAAAUUGUAUGGAAUUAUAAGUGUUUUAAUUCUCAAUGGACUGACUCGGAGAAAAUACGACGUUGUGAACCUGCUACAUAUAACAGUUCGAAACAGCAGGCCCGGACUGGCUCGGAGGAAUGAUACCGUUGUGAGCUAGCUACUUGUAACAGUUCUAAACAGCAGGUGCGUACUUGCCCGUCAAAAAGAUACCGUUGUGAACCAGCUACUUAUAGUCGAAACAGCAGGCCCGGACUGGGUGGGACGCUUUUAAAGACGGUAUAAUUUGCUAGGGGUAUUAUGAUUUAUUACUAUUUAGUUUGCUCAUUCGUAUUGAAUAUUAAUUAUCUAAUUUAAUAUUUUCCAAGGAAGAAAAAAAUGGAAAUAUAUGAAAAAAUGGUUUUGUUUGUGGCAGAAAAUAUAUUGAAACGAAAUGACUUUUUAAAGUAAAAAAUUAUUUUAAAAUUCGUAUUUGGUCAUAGAAAUUUUCGUUUUAUGCCAAUUUUAAUUUUUCAGGAAUCGGAUGAGGAUAUCGGUUCCUCUUAAAUCAAUUUCUUCUUGUUUCUAAUAUUUGAAUCGUCCUCUAAAUUUUCAAUUUUUCUUCUACUUUUUUUUUAAAUUAGUUACAUAAUUUAGAAACUUUAUUGAAAAUAUUUUUUAAAAAAAGUAAUAAUCAAGUGAACAAAAUGUGUUAGAUUAGACUAAAAUCGAUGAAGUACUAUGCUGUGGGGCUCAAAAAAUUUAGAUUUAUUUUUUAUUUAUAACGAAACGGUCCCGUAGAAGGGCAUUCCUUUGUAAAUAUUGGAAUUGUGAAAAAAAGAACAAAACUGUGCAUAUUGUACAUAAGAGGAAUUAUAUUCUAAUUAGGUCUAUAUUUGUAAAUACUUAAUAUAUAUGUUAUUACAUACUUUAAAGAUUGUGUAAAAAUAAUUUUAUCCAGAAAAAAAUUGGCAAUAUGGUUCUACAUUAUUCAAAUUAACUUCCGAGCUUGUUUUUUAGAAUAUUUUCAAUGCUGUGAGAUUUUUUUUUUCAAUAAAAAGUGCAGAAAUUAAAUUUUAUCUUAUUCGAAAGUAUGCUUUCAGUACUCUUACUAUAUGGUUCUCCUUCUUAAGAUCUAAAAUCCUACCAUGGAACCUUUCAUUUAUGUUAAAAACAUUAUAGAAACAAAUUGAAAAGUUCUUAUUGAAGUUUAUGAGGCAACUAAUAUACUCUUCUUAUUCAUUAUUAUCUUGUGUACUGUUGAUGUUUGUAUCAUUUCUUCAAAGAUGGAUAAUCAACUGUUUUUUCAUGUUACGGAAGGUUUCCAGGUAGCCUCUUCUGGUUUUCUUCCUAAGGCUGGACGUAAGUUUCUUCUGAAUUUUCUUCUUCAGAGCUGUAUGCUCUUAUCAAAUUUCUUCUUAGAUUAUGGAAUUUCUUCUGAAAUGUCUGUAUUGGAAAAUAGUUUCUUUAUAGAAAAUUUUUCUUAUUUAGAAAUAACUUUGUCUGGAAAUCAAGUUAUCUCCGAAAUGUGUCUUAAGGUAUAAAAUCCUACCUCAUCUAUGUUAAAAAACUAUACAAAUACAUCGAAAAGUUCUUAUCGGCAAAGUUCUUAUUUCAUCAAUUCAAAAUAUUACUUGUAAUUUAAUUAGACAACUAAUAUAUUCUUCUCUUUCAUGAUUAUCUUGUGUACUGUUCAUUUUUGUAUAAUUUCUUCAAAGGUGGAUAAUCAUCACUCCUGGUUUUCUUUCUAAGGCUGGGCUUGUGUUUGUUCUGAAAUUUCUUCGUUAGAAAAUAAAUUUUCUUUGGAAAAUGAAUUUUUUUCAUUGGAAAAUAAAGUUUGAUUUAAAUUUUUUUAUUUAAAAUAUGAAGUUUCUUCUGAAUUUUCUUUUUUAGAUAAUAAAGUUUCUUCUGAAAAAUGUCUGUAUUAGAAAAUAGAAUCUUAUUCAGAAAUUUCUUUGUUUGGAAAGGAAGUUUUUUCCGAAAUGUGUCUCAAGUUCUAAAAACUAUCAAUGGAACCUCUCAUUUACCAUAAAAACACUAUACAAACAAAUCGAAAAGUUUCUUCCUAAUUUUCUUCUUUAGAACAUUAAAUUGCUUAUCAAGACUUACUUUAGACUGUGAAGUUUCUUCUGAAAUUGCUAGAAAAUAAUGUUUUCAUUUAAAAACAGGCUCUUUGGUUGUUUUUUUAUUAAAAAAUAGUUUCUGCUGACAAUUCUUCAUGGAAAAAUGAAGUUUCUUCUGAAAUGUCUGCGUUAGAAUAUAGACUUUUCUUAUAGAAAAUGAAGUUUUUUCCGAAAUUUCUUUGUUUGGAAAUAAAGUUUAUUCCAAAAUGUCUUGAUUCCUCCUGAAAUGAAAGUUUCUUAACACAAUGGAGCUUUUUCAGAACAUUUCUUUUGAACAUAUGAAAUAAAGGUACUUGAGAAUUUUUUUCAGCAGAAAAUUAUUUUUUUAUAUAGAAAAUGGAGUUUAUUUCGAAAUUUCUUUUUUAGAAAAAUGUUUCUUCUGACAUAUAUUCGUUAGAACAUUAAUUUACUUCCUGAAUGUCUUCUUUAGACAUGUAUUUGUUAGAAAAUGAAGCUCCUUCUCAAACUUCGUUUUCAGAAAAAAAAUUUUUUCUUAAUUUCAUCUUCAUGCAAAGAAAUAGUUUCCUCAGAUUUUUUUUACAUUACAAAAUAAGUUUGCUUUAUAGAAAAUGAAAAUUAUUUCGCAAUUUUUUCGUUAGGAAUUAAUUUCUUUCGAAAUUUUUUCACUAGCAAAUAAAUUUUCUUCUUUUUCUGUACAGGAAUUUUUUUAUAAAAUGUAGAUUCCUCAAAAAUUUUUCGUUGGGAAAUGAAUUUUCUUCUCAAACUUUUUUAGGAAUUGAAUUUUAAUCCAUUAUUUCUUCACUAGGAAUUUUUUUUAUACUUUUUGAGAAAAUUAAGUUUCUCCUUAAAUGUCUUCUUUAGGCAAUGACGUUUUUUCAGAAAUGUCUUUGUUUGUUGAAAAAUGCAGCUUAUCAGAUAAUAAAGUUUUUAUUUAAUUUCAUCUUCAGGCAAUGGAAUAAAAGUUUUCUCUGAAAUUUAUUCAUUAACAAUAAAAUUUUCUCAUUUUUCUUUAUAGGAAUGGAGUUUCUUCUGACAUCUAUUCGUUAGAACAUAAAGUUUCUUCUCAAAUAUCUUCUUUAGACAACGAAAUGUUUUGAAAAAUCUCAAACUUUGACUUUAGACAAUUUUUUUUCAAUUUCAUCCUCAUACAAAGAAAUGAAGUUUCUUCAGAAUUUUUUACAUUCCAAAAUAAAGUUGUUUUGUAGGAUGUUUCUGUCACAAAAUAAAUUUUUUUCUGAAUUUUCUUCUUUAGAACAUGAAAUUUCUUCUGAAAUGUCUUCUUUAGACAAUGAAGUUUUUUGAGAAAUUUCUUUGUUUGUUCAAAAAGGAAGCUUCUUCUCAAACUACUUUAGAAAAUAAAGUUUUCUCUUCAUACAAUGAAGUUUUUCAUUAAUUUCAACUUCAAGCAACGAAAUAAAAUUUCUUCAGAAAUUUUUUCAUUAAAAAGUUAUUAUCCUCAAAAGAAAAUGAGAAUUAUUCUAUAUCUCUUCAUUACAAACUGUUUCUUCUGAUAUCUCUUCAUUAGAACAAAAAGAUAAUAAAUUUUUCCUUUAAUUUCAUCCUCAGGUAUGAAUGAAGUUUCUUCAGAAAUUGCUUCAUUGAAAAAUAAUUUUUCUCUGAAGGAAAUGAAAAUUAUUUUGUAUUUCUUCGUUAGGAAUUAGUUUUUUCUAAAAUUUCUUCAUAAGAAAAUGAAAAUUUUUCAGAAAUUUCUUGUUCGGAAUAUAAAGUUUACUCUGAAAUUUUUCUGUUACAAAAUAAAGUUUCUUUGUGACAAAAAUCAUUGUUAUAAUUUUGUAAUUUUAAUUUCUUCUGAAAUUUCUUAAAUAUCUAUUUGUAUUUAAUAAUAUAUAUAAGUAGAUUUUUUUAUUCUUCUUCUUCUCUUUUUAUUUUAUUUCAGGUAUCGCAAAAGGGUUCUAGUUCUUCUUGCAUCCAUUUUUUCCUCUUUCCUUUCGAUUUAUUAAUAAAGGUCGUGGACGAGGCUGUAUCAACGAGGUCCUCUUCUUUAUUUUCCAAAAUACUUUUAUAAUUUUAUUAAUCAUUCUUUAAAUGCAAGUUCCCACCCCCCAAUUACGCUACUGUUUAUAAAAUAUUAGAAACUACUUGAUAAUUCGAAACAAAAUUUUAUUUUUCUGCAUUUUUUUUCCAAUUAUCACGAAUCACUGAAGCUCGGAAGUGGAAUUCUAGUCGUUUACUCGGCCAUUAUUCAAGAAAGUAAAAGCCAGUAUUAGCAGAAUUGGAAAUAAUUUUGAAAUUAGUUGAAAUUUAUUUAAAACAUCUUUCGAAAAACCGUCCUCAAAAACUUCUUGAACAAUGGCAAAUAUGAAAAAAAAAUUAUCCUUAGAUGUAUACCAUGUUAUUUAUAUAGUUAAUUGAAGCCUGAUUCAAACUUCUAAUGUUUGUUGGCCUACUAUCAGAAUCUAUAGAUUUUAACAGAAGAAGAAUUACGCUAUUGGCAUAGUCCGAAAUAGAAUAAUUUUUUAAAAGUGUACUUAAAUUUCCACAAAAUAUGGAUUAAGUGGUGUAUUUGUUGUCUUAAAUGAAGUAGCGCCCGGUUUAUGCGGUUUGCAAUUGAAACAAUUCUUUUUAACAAAAAAAUUUUUUGCUAUACCCAUAUAUUCUUUAAAGUAUCAAAUUUUUUGUUAUUAUUUGUAAAUUAACAAAUUAAACCGUAUUUAUACAUAAAUUUAUUUUAUUUUUUAAAAUAUUUUCCUAUAUUUACCGGUAAAAAAGUAAGUGAAAUGCUUAUCUAUUUUCAUGCCAUCCCUUUACCAAAUUGAUCACACUGUUUACCACCAUUACACCAACAAUCCCAAUAACGGAUACCCCUCUGGUGUAAAGUAAGGUCACCCAAAUAGGAUGUCAAAUGUCAGCUGGUUAGUGGCUUUAGUACCAGGGUUGAAAAGAUGUUGUAUAAGGGUUAGGGUGAUUAGUUUUUUUUGCACAAGCAA
Molecule: messenger RNA, 8423 nt
Organism: Diorhabda sublineata
Lineage: Eukaryota; Metazoa; Arthropoda; Insecta; Coleoptera; Chrysomelidae
Gene: tara
Exons: 3
Coding region: 166-1218 (350 amino acids)
Cellular component (GO): nucleus
Molecular function (GO): transcription regulator activity
Source: RefSeq, a predicted model, not a curated record